AUGUUAAUUCAUUCAAAACCUCAAUAUCGAGAUUGGAGACCUUAUGGAAUCAUCCAAAUAGUGCCGGCACCGAUAUCACAGCCAUCUAUACCGGUUCAAAGUAACCCGUCGCAAUUAGCGCCUUGCAACUGUCCUACAUCAGCUUCAAAUCAGGGUAUCGCAACUGCCGCUUCCUGCAAUUCUUGUGUUCCAAAUCAAUCCACGCCUGCUCCUACCCCUGCAUCCACACAAAUAGUACCAAAAGUGCCUGAACCUUGCAACAAAUCUACACCAAAACCGGAACCUUCGACUGCUGCCCCCUGUGCAACACCUGCUCCUACCCCUGCACCCACACAAAUAGUACCAAAAGUUCCUGAACCUUGCAACAAAUCUACACCAAAACCGGAACCUUCGACUGCUGCCCCCUGUGCUACACCUGCUCCUACCCCUGCACCCACACAAAUAGUACCAAAAGUUCCUGAACCUUGCAACAAAUCUACACCAAAACCGGAACCUUCGACUGCUGCCCCCUGUGCAACACCUGCUCCUACCCCUGCACCCACACAAAUAGUACCAAAAGUGCCCGAACCUUGCGUCAAAUCUACACCAAAACCAGAACCCUCGACUGCUGCCCCCUGUGCCACACCUGCCCCUACUCCUGCACCGACCCAAAUAGUACCAAAAGUGCCAGAGCCUUGCGUCAAAUCUACACCAAAACCAGAACCCUCGACUGCUGCCCCCUGUGCUACACCCGCCCCUACCCCCGCUCCUACACCAGCUCCCACCCAAGUAGUACCAAAAGUGCCUGAACCAUGUGAUACGUCAGCACCGAAACAGGAAAUAAAGGUAACGCCAGCACCGGCUGUCAUAUCACAGACACAAGCACCGACCAAUGCUCCUUCUGUCGCAACCAACUGCCGAAACGGUGAAAUCUAUCCCUCAAGCUGCGGCAGCUGUGACCAGUUCCUUAUGUGCUACAACAGAGUGCUGGUCUUGAUGAUCUGUCCACCCGGCCUAGCAUUCAAUUAUAAUACAAAGAGCUGUGAUUGGUCAGCAAACGUACCGUCGUGUAGUGCUCGAGGUAAUUUCUUAAAU
This is a messenger RNA of Iphiclides podalirius (scarce swallowtail), 1074 nucleotides long. Lineage: Eukaryota; Metazoa; Arthropoda; Insecta; Lepidoptera; Papilionidae. The record is from the annotation of a GenBank genome assembly.